GCGAUUGGUGUGAGCGGCUCAAAACGUACGCAAUCGCGCGCCUUUUUCGUAUUGACGUUUAUAAAUUUGAAUUUCGAAUUUCACUUUUUUAACGCCAGUAAUGUUAUUUUUUUAAUUGUUUUAUAAUUUGUGUGUUUUAUGAUGCCAGAAUGCCUAAAAAUAUGAGAACAAACUUUUUAAAAAUAACCAAUCUGAACUAGUCAAUCCGCUGAGAACAAUGAAUGAUUGUAAAAUGUUAAGAAUUGUUGUUUUUAUAUUUUUAAUUGUAAGUGCAGUGAAUGUGAAGUGUAAAGUGGAAGAGAUUCUUAGCCGAGACUUGCCCAUUUCAUUUAAUCAGACAAAACUAUCCCAAGAUGUAUGUUCAUAUUUAUUUUUUGACGAGAAUGAAACCACUUACUCGUACUGUCAGAAGAAAUUUCUGAGACCUUACCGAAAACUUACAACGUCAGUACCGCCGACUUUAACAGUGAGAUGCCAAAGUAAAGAUAGCGUUACCUUUAUGAGGAGGUCGCAAGAGGGCUGGCAACUUGUUGUCCUGGUACCACAUGAGGAGGACUUCGAACGUGCGGUAUCUUUCACGAUACUGGAGAGUACCGAUACAAUCGGUCAAUUAAGUACAGCGCCAUCUAGGAACUAUACGCUGUGGACAACAUUACUGGCUAGCGAUGGCAGUCCAUUACUAUGGCUGCGUGGUCCAGAUGUAUAUGUGUGGGCCAGUCCACCACAUGUUGAUUACGACGUUAAGACUAAAAUGCUGUUACGUCAGUACAAGAAUGGCACCCGAUAUAUACCAGCUGAGUUCACCUGGAAUGCUAUUGAUGAAUCUGAUUCUUGCUUUAAUUUUGUGAACAAAUGCAACAAAGACAUUCAAGGAGAUUUCUUCUCGGACAGUAUACCGCCAGAUGGCAACCGUUCUGUGGUGAUAGACAAGCUACCACUUGACGACAUCUGCGUUCUCAUGCUGACGGGCAAGUACGGACAGACGCUGGUGAAGUACCGCACUCCGGAGUGCUACGAUAUACUGGGAUGUGUACCACUGCCGGAGAAAUUCAGCGACGUGUCAACGAAGGUAACGGAGAUGUACGGAAACUGGCGCGUCCUCGUGAGUUGGAAGCGACCGCGCCUUACCCCGCUAUACUACAAUGCGUCCCUGUAUGCUGAUAUUAUGUACAGUGUUAUAGUACCCGGAAAUGCAACGGAGGUAAUAUUCGAUGAUGUGUCCGGCGAGGGCCAGUACAUUGUGGGGCUGGCAGCGACCACGGCCAGUGGCACGGUGCACACCAGCCGCACGGGAUACUUUCCUAUAUUGGAGAAAAUAAGCAAUUUGUCUAUGGAGAUUGGUGAAGCAGAGAGCGGGUGGCGCGUUCGGGUGCGCUGGGCUCGGCCGCGCACCGCACCAUUACAGUACAACGCGACACUUUACGCUGAUACUGUAUAUAAUAUGGUGGUUCCAGGGAAUAAUACUGAAGUAAUAUUUGACGAGGUAUACGGUGAAGGUCUUUUUAAUAUAAGUUUGAUGUCGACAUCGACCACUGGCACAGCGUACACCAGCAGCGAGGGAUAUUUCCCAAGUGAGAAGUCAAGCAAUAUGACUGUGAAAGUGUCAGAAGGUGAGAACGGUGGGUGGAGAGUGCGGGCGAGCUGGCCGCGCGCCGCGCACUCGCCCGACCUGUAUAAUGCUACCUUAUACGCUGAUUCUAUCUACACCAUUAUUAUACCAGGGAACUCAACUGAAGCGGUAUUUGAUGAGGUUUUUAGUGAAGGUGCAUUUAACGUGACGUUGUCAUCGACUUCAGGGAAGCAGCUGUUCGUCAACCAACAAGGAUAUUUACCACGUGUGGCGCACCCCGUGAGCGUGGGCGUGGCGGUGUGCGCGGCGUGGCUGAGCGCGCUGCUGUUCGUCGUCGCAGUCUCCGCGCUCCUCUACCUCAACAAGAGACGCUCCGAUAAAGACAAGUUCGAAUAUUUUCAGGAUCUGAAGGACAAGCUGUACAAGGAGGUGGUGCCGGAGGUGGCGCCGGAGGCGGGGGCGGAGGCGGGGGCGGAGGUGGAGGCGGAGGCGGGAGGUGACAGAUGGGAGGUGAGCGCGGCGCGGCUCGCGCUGCACGAGCUGGUGGGCGAGGGCGCGUUCGGGCGCGUGCGCCGCGCCACGCUCGCGCCCGCCACACAAGUCGCCGUCAAAAUGCUCAAAGAGUACCCGACGGCGGAGGAGUUGCGGUCGUUCCGCGCGGAAAUGGAGCUGAUGAAGAGCGUGGGGUCGCACGCGCACGUGGUCAGCCUGCUGGGCUGCUGCAGCGGCCGCACGCCGCUCAUCGUCGUCGAGUACUGCAGCCGCGGAGACCUGCUCACAUUCCUAAGGAACUCCUGGGAUGUGAUGAUAACGAAACGCAACGCAAGAUACUACAACACCAAAGACAAUCUGGAACAUCUGACGAGUUUGUUCAAAGAAGAAGACUGCGACCAAAGCAAGGCUGUCGUCAACAAGCUGUACGACUUGCAGGACGUCUGCGACGAGCUCACAUUCCUCGACCUCCUCUCGUUCUGUCGACAAAUCGCGAUGGGAAUGGAGUUCCUCGCUUCCAACAGAGUUGUGCACAGAGAUCUUGCGGCGAGGAAUGUUCUGGUGACCGGCGACAAGACGCUGAAAAUUGCAGACUUCGGUCUUUCGCGUGACGUCUACCAACAGAACCUGUACAAGCAAAAGGGGAAUGGAAAGUUACCUAUAAAGUGGAUGGCACUGGAAUCUUUGACACAUCGAAUAUUUACUACUCAUAGUGAUGUAUGGUCGUUCGGCGUGGUGAUGUGGGAGGUGUUGUCUGUGGGCGGCGCGCCGUACCCCGCGGUGGCGGCCGCGCGCUUGCCGCGACUGCUGCGCGCCGGGUACCGCAUGCCGCGCCCCGCCAACUGCACCCCGCAACUUUACGAGGUGAUAAUGGGCUGUUGGCGCGUGCGGCCAAACGAGCGGCCGACGUUCGCGCAGCUGCGGGAGAGGCUCGACGCGCUGCUCUCCGCCGCCGCAUCCGACCACUACCUCACACUGGACCUGCCCGCAGACCCGCCGUCCCCCGCUGCCCCCCACACCGCGCCACCGCCACACAACACACUCCUCCUCAAUGGCAAGGAAGAAUGGGAACGAAGUCUUAAAUACGAGCGUCCGAGCGCGCUCAGCAACCGCUACACCUCGCCACCGGUCACACAGACCGCGUGACAGGCGACGUGACGAGUAACGCUGCGGGACAACGCGAUGUCACUGCAACAUUGUAAAAUAUUUGUACAGUAAUUAUAAAUUAACAUGUAAUAAGA
Messenger RNA from Papilio polytes (common Mormon), 3303 nucleotides. RefSeq names its product fibroblast growth factor receptor-like (gene torso). Gene Ontology annotation, molecular function: ATP binding; transmembrane receptor protein tyrosine kinase activity. The coding region runs from base 218 to 3208 and encodes 996 amino acids. The record is from RefSeq and is a predicted model, not a curated record. Gene Ontology annotation, biological process: positive regulation of kinase activity; multicellular organism development; protein phosphorylation. Lineage: Eukaryota; Metazoa; Arthropoda; Insecta; Lepidoptera; Papilionidae. Gene Ontology annotation, cellular component: signaling receptor complex. The transcript is spliced from 19 exons.